This is a messenger RNA of Stylophora pistillata, 1276 nucleotides long. Its product is annotated as coiled-coil domain-containing protein 175. The record is from RefSeq and is a predicted model, not a curated record. NCBI's taxonomy places the organism in Eukaryota, Metazoa, Cnidaria, Anthozoa, Scleractinia, Pocilloporidae.
UAUGGCGGCCAUGGCUACUGAUGAAGGCGAAAUUGUUUGCUUGAAGUUUUAGCUAAUUGUUGACCUUAGAAUGUUGAAAAGAAGAUCUCAGUCAACGGAAAUAACACCUCUUGUUAACAGUGCCGUCGAGAAACUUCAAGAGCUCGGGCACCAUGUUAAGACCAGAAGAGAAAGCGGAGAACCUGUGGAUACUUCUGGAGUGGAUGUGGUCGUUAAAGCCCUCAAAGAUCUGGAAGAAGAAAGAGUAAAACUCCAUGAACUGCUUGAAACAGAAACAAUUACAGCCAGUGUUCUCCGUUACAAACUAAAAUACUUUCCAAGUGAUAUCAAAUCAGAGAUACAAGAUGCUGUCUAUUCAGCCAGACAGUCAAAUGAAGCUGAAAUAAUGAGACUAAAGACUCAGCUGAAUACUAUCAUCACAAACAUCAAGUCCCUACAGGACAAACAUGAAGAACUUGUGAAGGAAAAUGCUAAACUUGAACCAGAGAGGAAUGACAUGCAAACUGGACAUGAUGAAAUCAUUGCACUUCUCAAUCAGAAGAUGGCUGAUAAAGCAAGUAAACAGAUUACUCUAAAUGAGACACGAGAUAAUCUGAGGGAAACGUAUAAAAGGAUAAUUGACCUAGAAGAUUCAAUUGUUCAGUUGAAAGAGGAUUUGGUUCAUGAACGAGAGGAAGCACGACUGGAAAAGGAAAAGCUCAAACAGUCAGUGGCUGACACUCUGAAGAAAGCAGAAGAGCAACGCAAGACAAAUAUUGAAAAGAGAAAUGAGAUUGACAAACUGCAAGAAGAGUUGGUGGACAGUGAAUCAGUUUUAGACUCUAAAAGAAAGAGUAUUAGAAAGUUUGAAACAUCGCGCAACAGGCUGGAGGCUCAAGAGGUGCAACUAAACAGACAUCUUCAGAAGGAAAUCAAAGAUAAUUCCAUAUUGACGCAAGAAGGGAUGAAAAUUGUCAAGGAACACAAUGAAAUGGCGGAAGGUUUAGAGGAGAGAAAGAAAUCAUUACAAGAUCAACUGGAAAUGAUUCAGAAUAAAGUGAAAGAGGCAGAAGAACAAGAUAAACAGCUGACAGUUGAAAAGAAAUCUCUUGAAAAUGGAUAUAAAAUUGCUAUGGAGCUUCAAGAAAAAGACGCUGAGGUAGUGCGACAUCAUGAAAGAGUCCUUGCCAGAUUGAAGGAAUCUUUGCAGUACCAAAAUCAUCGAUGUGCCAAGGUUAGAGCAGAGAACAUGGAACUAGAAGAAGAAAUAAACCAGCUUGAGGAAAGCCACAAGUAA